Messenger RNA from Fonsecaea erecta, 2229 nucleotides. RefSeq lists its product as hypothetical. NCBI's taxonomy places the organism in Eukaryota, Fungi, Ascomycota, Eurotiomycetes, Chaetothyriales, Herpotrichiellaceae. Gene Ontology annotation, molecular function: phosphatidate phosphatase activity. Gene Ontology annotation, cellular component: nucleus. The transcript has a single exon. Bases 1 to 2229 code for a protein of 742 amino acids. Gene Ontology annotation, biological process: triglyceride biosynthetic process; fatty acid catabolic process. The record is from RefSeq and is a predicted model, not a curated record.
AUGCAGUACGUCCGGAGUCUAGGGAGCGGUGUCUCCAAGACGUGGAAUUCCAUCAAUCCAGCAACCUUGUCCGGAGCCAUCGACGUUAUUGUGAUUGAACAGCCUGAUGGCUCUCUGGCCUGUUCGCCUUUCCAUGUGCGCUUUGGCAAGUUCUCUUUACUGCGGCCUUCGGAUAAGAAGGUUGCAUUUAAGGUCAAUGGAGUGGCUCAACCUUACGCCAUGAAACUCGGGGAUGGAGGGGAAGCCUUUUUUGUCUUCGAGACGUCGAGUGAGAUCCCAGAAGGAUUACAGACAUCUCCUUUAAUAUCUCCCGCCAAUAGUCCACCUAUAAAUGCUGCAGGCAGACCCCCUUCCCCCGGUCUUUCGGAACCUACCUACUUGGAUAUCACAGAGGCAGCAAAGGGUCGUCAUACACCUCCCAUUUCAAGCUCAGCUCCGGUGCCUAUAAUAAGACGCGAGGGGACGAACAUGAGCGAAGAAAUUGAUCUAGGUACCAUACACACCGAUCCAACUGGGACCCCUCUAUCCGAUACCACUCUCACCUCUCCUGGCUCACUGGGCCGAGCGGCAUCUGAAGAAAUCCUCCCCGUCACUGCACGAGAGCAACUGGAUUCGGUCAGUGGAGCUUUUCAUAACAGUGGCCUACCUCCUUCGCCAAGAUUGGGUCUGGAUGGGACUGUUACUCCGAAAGCUUCUGCGAGCCCUCCCGCUCUAAAACCGAAACAAGCAUACGACCGAGCAAUGACCCUCUCGAAGAAACUCUCUUCCUCCAACAUUCGAUCCCAAGUUACCGAGUCCGGAGACCUUAUGCUUGACAUGACGGGGUAUAAGACGAGCGAGCCUGAAGCUCUGCGAGCAGAAGCCGUGGCCCGGAAAAUCCUCUCGGAAGAACUGGAGGGGAACUACGAUAUUGGGUCUUUGAUUGGGACUGACGAGCACGGAAACCUAUGGAUAUAUAGCAGCGAAGAAGCUCGAGACGCAGCUGCCCGAAAAUGGGCGGCACAGAAUCCAGAGUCAACUACCACCAUCUCAGCGGACAACAUCUCUGAUCCAGGCUAUCACAGCGACAGCGACCGCAGCGCCUCGCCGCAGCUUACCGCGAAAACUUCCGGCCACCAGCGCGCACAAUCCGAAGAGAUCCAGCCUUCUCGCCCCUCUGGGGAACAAGCUCGAAAUUUCGCGAAGACGCUCCGGCUAACGAGCGAUCAACUGAAGUCACUUAAUCUGAAACGGGGCGAAAAUCAAAUGUCAUUCACCGUCAACCGCGCCACAUGUAUAGCCUACAUGUUCUACUGGACUUGUGACGUCCCCAUUGUGAUAUCCGAUAUUGAUGGGACAAUCACCAAAUCGGAUGCCUUGGGUCAUCUCCUCAAUAUGGUCGGGCGCGACUGGACGCAUGUUGGCGUGGCCAAAUUGUACUCGGAUAUCGCUGCGAAUGGCUACAAUAUCUUUUACUUGACGAGUCGUUCCGUUGGACAAGCCGACACCACCCGGACCUAUCUCAACGGCAUUGUCCAAGAUGGCUGGAAACUCCCUCGCGGUCCCGUUAUCAUGAGCCCAGAUCGUACGAUUGCGGCAUUGCGGCGAGAGAUCUAUCUGCGUAAACCCGAAGUGUUCAAGAUGGCCUGUCUGAGAGAUAUCCUCAACUUGUUCCCUGGCAAGACGAACCCAUUCUACGCCGGGUUUGGCAAUCGCUUCACAGACGCGCUGAGUUAUCGCAGUGUCAACAUUCCUUCCACACGGAUCUUCACGAUCAACACCAACGCGGAGGUGUCGCUCGAUUUGUUGACGCUGAACAAAUACCGCAGCAGCUACGUGUCGAUGCGUGAGUUGGUUGACCAUUUCUUCCCGCCCGUGUCGACGCUGGUCAGGGAGGGAGGCGAGGACUAUACCGACUUUACGUACUGGCGAGAUACGCCGCAGGACUUGGAAGACUUCACGCCGACUGAUUCAGAAGAAGAGGACGAAGAGGAUGAAGACUUGGACGACGAUGAGGAAGAAGCAGAGGUUGCAUCUGACAACGAGAUGGGCGACAGCUUCAUCUCGCGGGAGAGCUUGGACGACUCUGCGCUGAGCGAGUCGAUCCGAGAGUCGAUUGAAGUGGACGACGCAGCUGAGGUGCUUGAAGCUACGAGGAUCAGCAGAAGAGAUCGACUCGACGAGCAGGACUUUACGGAUGAUUAUGUGGAAGACAUUCCGCAUCGGUCGACGAGACAAAAUACUAUCUGA